This is a messenger RNA of Scatophagus argus, 2535 nucleotides long. RefSeq lists its product as uncharacterized. The record is from RefSeq and is a predicted model, not a curated record. Gene Ontology annotation, molecular function: guanylate cyclase activity; peptide receptor activity. The transcript has 8 exons. The coding region runs from base 90 to 2180 and encodes 696 amino acids. NCBI's taxonomy places the organism in Eukaryota, Metazoa, Chordata, Actinopteri, Scatophagidae. Gene Ontology annotation, biological process: intracellular signal transduction; receptor guanylyl cyclase signaling pathway; cGMP biosynthetic process.
CAAUAACGGGACAUCUCCUCAGUGCUGUCCUCCUACCUGUCCUGUGAGGACCCUGUCUGACAUAGCGCACGAACUUCCGUACGAGUCUCAUGUCAUCGCUGGACUUGAUGAAAAAAGAGUGUUUCGCAUCUGGGACCCUGUCCUCGGCUUCUCUCAAAAGAAGAUUCAUAAAGAAGAGGAGGGUCGCUCCGAGGGCGCAGCGGGAUGCGGGCGGAGACUGUCAGCUGUGCAGGUGUUCCAUAUUUUCCCCAUCCGGCAGUAGUCGUACUGUUCGUCGCAUUCUAACAGCCUGCCUCCUCUCGCUCCUGGCCCUGCUUGGCUCUGUGUCCAUCGACCUCAGCUCUAAUUUUGAUUUGCUGCAUACUACAGAAGCCGCUUACGAUGAGCUGACUUCAUGCAGGACGAUAGCAAUCCUGCAACUCGUCAAUAAGCUUCAAAAGAUGAGACAUUUAUUUGCCCAAGAAGAGGGCAAUAAGACACUGGAGGCAAGUUUUUCUGAGGUUUUGUUUGGUCAUCUCUGUGGCGACAUGACGGAUCACAUUAAUGGCCACGGGCUCCCUUGCAGUAUUGAGUUGGUUGGAUUUUGCCAGGAGAUGAGGAGAAGUGUUGAAGAAUUACUAAAUGCUUCAUUGGAUACAAACGACAUGAGGGAAAACGGCACUUGUGCUUACUCCUUGGCCAUUGGAAGACUUCUUGACGUUUGGGGCACGGUAGAAGACACUUUAGUCAAAGUCAAACAGAAUUUUAACUGGAGAGAUGUACUUUCUGCAAGACUUCUGGUAACAUUCAUAGAACUCAACCAUCAGUUGAUGGACUUCCAGCACAUGGCAGAUUAUACUGACUUUCAGUACAAAUGGACUUACCUACUAAGCUGCCUUGGCUUUGCCAGGGUUAUGACAGAACGACUGAAUGACUGCUGGAUUGAGAAUGUAGACCUCAAGUUAAACUUAAGCCAGCAUUUAAAACAUUCUUAUGUAUUUGGCACAAAUCUGUGGCAGAUCUCUGGAGCGGGACCCGAGCUUCUGUCUGGGUCUCUCACUGGACUUCAAGCUCUGACAAACACUCAGCAGUGCUUGUUUGAUCGUGCGGUACCGGCUCUGAGGUUGGCGUCCCGAUCCGUGUCUUCGGGACUCAGUAUGAGGGUCUGCUUACUGGCCAUGGCCUGCCUCAUCUACCCGGUGGUGAUGUUCUCUUUCAAGCAGAUGACUGAGUGGAUACAGAACUAUGCGCAGAGCUUGAAGGAGAAGACCGAAGACCUGAAGCACCAGAGACAGCUGGCUGAGGAUCUGCUACACCAAAUGCUGCCCAAGUCAGUCGCCAAGCAGCUCCGGCAGCAUAAACACGUCGAGGCAGAGAGCUAUGAAAAGGUGACAAUUUUUUUCUCAGACAUAGUGGGCUUCACCUCUAUCUCUGCAUCCUGUACUCCUCUGCAAGUGGUGGAGAUGCUCAACAACCUCUACAUGUGCUUUGACACACGCAUCGACUCCUAUGACGUCUACAAGGUGGAGACAAUCGGGGAUGCAUACAUGGUGGUGAGCGGUCUGCCUGAGAGGAACGGUGAUAGACAUGCUGAUGAGAUAGCCAAGAUGGCGCUGGAUCUGGUGGCAGCUGUCAGACAGGUCUCCAUCCCACACAUGCCCAACCAGAGGCUGCAGCUCCGAGCCGGCAUUCACACAGGACCAUGUGUUGCAGGAAUAGUGGGCUACAAGAUGCCAAGAUACUGUCUGUUUGGAGAUACUGUCAACACGGCCUCUAGAAUGGAGUCCACCAGCCUGCCUCAGAAAAUCCACACCAGUUCAGAAACCUACUUGGCCCUGAUCAAAGACAACGCCUACGAGCUGCAGCUUCGUGGAGAGAUUGAGGUUAAGGGUAAAGGCAAGAUGAACACGUACUGGCUGAUUGGCCAUAAGAACUACAGUGUGCAGAAUGACAGUCUGGUUUGCCACUGGAAUCCCAGCAUGGCCAAAAAGAAGAAGACAGUGGCAGGCAGUGAGGUCUCUGUGGGCAAUUCAUCAGUGACAGUCCAAAGCUUCAGUGAGAGCACCACCACAGGGCCCCUUCCUUCCUCAGUGUUAAACCAAACCACACAGCAACCUGGGAUAGACAAGCCUGGCCUGAGUGUGGCGGCUCAGGUUGAGCCCCAUGGCAGCUCUGUUUUGGGGGCUGCAGGGAGAAGAUGAGAGCCCUCUACCCAGCAAGCAUAAGAACAGCAGCGGGCACACACCUGACCUGCUGCAUGGUUCUGACCACCCCAAGUAACCAGCUCAGGACACCAGUUAACAUGGGAACAUCUAUCAAACUAGGGGAAUGACAGAGAUUGGUAUUAGGUUGUGUAAUAACCGCUAAAUAAUGUGAUCACUUGUCAUAGCUUGAUUUCAGAAUGACAUCAUCUGAUUCAAUAACUUCUUUAGUAGCGCUUGUUUCCUGUGGUAUGUGUGUUUUUAUGUACAUGUUUGGUGUCCUCUUUGUCAUUGUGAAGGACUGUGUCUAAAAUGUGAAUUACAAAUAAAGUUGACAGAGUUACUCACUUUUGUC